GCUUGACCUUGAAACCGGAACCGGCUGGUUUUUAGUUUUAUGAAGAAAGUCAGGAGGAAAAAAGUGGAAAAGCUUCGUUUUACAGGUGUAUUAACUGAAGAGCUAUGGAGCUGACCCUGGCUCACCCGGUCCUCAAGGCCUUCAUGUGCGGCUCUCUGAGCGGGACCUGCUCCACGCUGCUGUUCCAGCCCCUGGACCUGGUGAAGACCCGCCUGCAGACGCUGCACGGCAGCAUGCAGCCUGGGUCGAGCCGGGUGGGGAUGGUGUCUGUGCUGCUCACCGUGGUGCGAACAGAGAGGCUGCUGGGUCUGUGGAAAGGCGUUUCCCCGUCCUUCGCUCGCACCAUCCCCGGCGUGGGGAUCUACUUCAGCACCUUCUACUCCCUGAAGCAGCACUUCUUCCCGGACGGCCCCCCGGGGGCCCUGCACGCCGUGCUGCUGGGGGGCGGCGCCCGCACCGUGGCGGGGGUCGUCAUGCUGCCCGUCACCGUCAUCAAGACACGAUUUGAAUGUGGCCGGUACAGCUACGGCAGCGUGGCCGGCGCCCUGCGCAGCGUCUGCAGGACCGAGGGCCCCGCCGCGCUCUUCUCCGGCCUCAUGGCCACGCUCUUCAGGGACGUCCCCUUCUCCGCCAUCUACGUCAUGUUCUACAGCCAGACCAAGGCCGCGCUGCCCAGAGAGAUCAGCUCAUCGCCCUCGGCCGCCCUGGCGAACUUCGGCUGUGGGAUCCUGGCCGGGGUCUUGGCGUCUCUCAUCACGCAGCCGGCGGACGUCGUCAAGACGCAGGUCCAGGUCAACCCGCAGCUGAGGACGCUGCAGGCCGUCACACUCAUCCACACGGAGUCGGGGCUGCGGGGUUUCUUCAGAGGCGCCGUCCCUCGCUGUCUGCGCCGGACCCUGAUGUCGGCCAUGGCGUGGACCGUCUACGAACACAUGAUGGCGCAGCUCGGACUCAAGUCCUGAAGAGGAACGUGGCCCAGGAACAUUUUGGGGGAUUGAGAGCGGGAGCUGGAGAGGAACGGAGUUUCACGGCGGCGCCGGUCCAGGAGGCGUGUGGACAGUUUGAGCGCUCCUGUGCUUCAGAGCUGUCAAAACGGAUUUCUAAUCCACGCCGUCAUGUUUAGUUUUUGCACUACAGCCACUCGGCCGCGGGAUUUUAUGUGUUUGAGGAAUAAAUCCCACUCAGGGCAGACCAGACGCCGCAGACGGUGAUCACUGGGGACGGCAUCCCAGACCCAGCUCAGACUGAAGCCGUGCACUUUAACCUCAGCAGUGGUUUGAACCUGAGAGGAAACAGUGUUAUUUAUAGUGUUGAUGAGGUGAGAUGUGUUCUUCUGCAUUUAUCUGCCUUAGAAUGUGACUUUUAUUUCAGUUGCCUUUUGCUAAACUGUAUAAAACUUUUAACGAUAAAUUAAUCUUUGAGUCAUGAAACAUGCUUAUUGAUACAGGUUUUUUAUGAAUUUAUGUUUGCAAGGCGAAGAAUGUGAACUCCUGCAAUGCCACUUUGAACCAUGAGGGGGUGUAGCGAGUCGCUCUAUUCACAGCAGGGUGGUUACCAUGGUUACAGAUCUAAAGAUUGUUUGAAGUUGGGACGGACUGAAACACAAAUUGAUGCACUUCUUUACUUCAGGUUCUUUUUUUUAUA
This is a messenger RNA of Salarias fasciatus (jewelled blenny), 1644 nucleotides long. RefSeq names its product solute carrier family 25 member 38a (gene slc25a38a). The transcript is spliced from 8 exons. Lineage: Eukaryota; Metazoa; Chordata; Actinopteri; Blenniiformes; Blenniidae. Gene Ontology annotation, cellular component: mitochondrial inner membrane; mitochondrion. The coding region runs from base 105 to 962 and encodes 285 amino acids. The record is from RefSeq and is a predicted model, not a curated record. Gene Ontology annotation, biological process: glycine import into mitochondrion. Gene Ontology annotation, molecular function: glycine transmembrane transporter activity.